Paramuricea clavata is the source of this 249-nucleotide messenger RNA. The record is from the annotation of a GenBank genome assembly. NCBI's taxonomy places the organism in Eukaryota, Metazoa, Cnidaria, Anthozoa, Malacalcyonacea, Plexauridae.
CUGCAAAUCGGAUCUAGCUACAAGAACGUCAUCAACAUAGAGAAGCGAAUUGCUUGCAGAGUGGCUGAGCGGAGGAAGACAACAGGUGGAUUUUGUUUGCCGUCCUUUCUUGUGAACGGAAAGUCUAUUUACUUUGCUGCAGAUAAUAUCUACUUCUUAGAAAACACAGCUGAUGGUCAGAACACUCUUCAUGGUACGAUGCUAGUGAUCAAUCAAAACAAGGACAGCAACAAUGAUGAAACUGCUUGA